AUGCACCGAGAGCAGACUGGUAGCCAGAAGCCGGAUCCCAAGCCUGAACCUAUGGAGAAAAGAGCAAAACGGGCAAAGCCCAAGACGAAAGAGUCAUCUAAGAAUAUACCUAAAACAAUUGAGGAACUGCGAGGGGCUUCUGACACGGUUGAAGCGGCAGGGACUGAUCCCAAGCGAGUAUAUACUGAUGAAAAGGCUUUGAAGCUGGAAGCUAUAGCAAAAAAGAAAGAGGAGAUGGAAAGGAAGAAAGAGAAGAAGAAAGAAAAGGCGGAUAAAAAGAAGCAAGAAGUAGAGAGGAAGAAACAGGAGAUGGAGAGGAAACAGCAGAAGCGGGAGAUUAAAAAACAGGAGAUGGAGAGGAAGAAGCAGGAGCGGGAGAUUAGAAAACAGGAGCGGGAAAUUAAGAAGAAGGAACUUGAAAAAAGAAAACAAGAGCGAGCUGAAAGCAGGCAGAACCGGGAAAGGUUGAAGCAGGAGCGAGCAGAAAGAAAACAGCAACGAUUGGCCGAAAAGAUGCUAAAAGAGAAGGCCCAAGCGAAACGAAAACAAGAGAAGCUCGAACUCAGACAACAGAAAUUGUUAGAAAAAGAGCUGAGGAAAAGGGCGAAACAGCAAUUGAAAGAAUUCCUCGAACGAGAGAAGGCGCAGAGCCAAGCUGAUCGCAUUGGUGUCGUGGAGGGUGAUCUGGUCCGCCGAAUGGGGCAAAAGAAUAAGCAAAAGUUGAAGCAGCUCGAGAUGAAACGGCGGGAUGAGUUGUUAAAAUCUUUUGUCGAAGAACAAAAGAAAAAUCUCAUUGCCAAACACUAUGAGAGCUCGCUAGCCGAAAGGCUCGACGAGAGACAGCCCCGGGAGAACUUUGUGCUUCAAAAACAAGAGAAAGCAGUACUGGAAGAGGUAAAGAUGUUGGAGUUAACUCGCAAGAAGGAACAGACAGUUGGCGCCGGGGUUGAAAUGAAGAAAGAGACCCAGGAAGGAAAGAGAGGUGAGUUACUUGUCAAAUUGCAUCAGAUAAAAGCCCGGGAAGAGAAGAAACGACUUCUUCUUUGUAAGAUUGACAGCAAAACCGCCAAGCUUGAUAAAAUUGAGAAGGAAGCAAUAUUGAAGCAGCAAAGAUUGGCUGUUGCUAGGUUGAAGCAGGAAAUGCAGCUGGAAACGAAACAGGAGAAGGUCAGGUUGCGGGAGGUGAAACAAGUGAGGUUGGUCGAGGCUCGAGAGCAACGGAGGUUGAAGAAAGAGUCUGCCGUGACCCAGAAGAAGGUGAAGAUGGCAGAACUCAAUCUGGAGGACGCCAGAGACCGGAAGUGGAUGGAAAAGGUUACUGCCUGGAUCGAGACUCUUCAGCGGCAAUUGGCACGGCGGCGCCUCGCGAAGGAAGCCUUGGAGCGGAAAUUACUAGAGAAGGCCGAGGCUAGAUUGCAAAAGAAUCGCAAGGAGGAGCUGAUGGCGCAGCGUUGGUGGCAGGCAACUCAGCCGAAGGUCUGCACCAGAAACUGGAGCUCAAAGAUGGAGGCGCAGUUGGUGGAAAGCCGACUGUACAAGUUAAGGAUGAAUGAGUUGAGCUGGUUGAAAAUUCUUGAACGACGCGACAGGAUAGAGACUUUGGAGGUGACUACAUAUGCUACGAGGCGGCAGAAGCAACGAGCGCUUGAGAAUGAGAUCUUGGAAGCGUUGCUGAAACACCGACGAACGAUGGAUGCCACAAGGCAGAGAAUGAACGAGCGCCAGGCCAGGCGUCGACUCCUAAAGGAAGGCAGGCUUAGAAGGCCGGCCAAGACAGGCUUGGGUCUUGAAAAGAGAGAGGUGUUGAGAGUCAACGAAAUUAAACAUCCUCCGGAUUAG
Molecule: messenger RNA, 1839 nt
Organism: Babjeviella inositovora NRRL Y-12698
Lineage: Eukaryota; Fungi; Ascomycota; Pichiomycetes; Serinales
Exons: 1
Coding region: 1-1839 (612 amino acids)
Source: RefSeq, a predicted model, not a curated record